Molecule: messenger RNA, 2932 nt
Organism: Cheilinus undulatus (humphead wrasse)
Lineage: Eukaryota; Metazoa; Chordata; Actinopteri; Labriformes; Labridae
Product: E3 ubiquitin/ISG15 ligase TRIM25-like
Exons: 4
Coding region: 161-1024 (287 amino acids)
Molecular function (GO): zinc ion binding
Source: RefSeq, a predicted model, not a curated record
GCCACUUAAGAACAGCGAGAGAGAAGCUGAGACACUGUGAAGUUCUGUCACAUUUUUAGUCUUAGAAGAGGGGGCUUUAUGGUGUGUGUACUUCCUUCGUUUGUGUCCAUCAAAAUAUGUACUGCAAUCAACAACCACUGGAUUACACUAUGAUCUGUGCAUGCUAAAGCAACACCAGCCAGGAACCACAGGUGUGCGCACACACAAAAAGAAGGCCAACAAUCCACUUAAGCCAAUGUCUGAGCAUGAUCAGUGCUGCAUCUGUCUGGAUCAGCUCCGUAGACCUGCAUCCCUCCCUUGUGGACACCGCUUCUGCCUUGGCUGUAUCGGUGAAUUCUGGAGGAUCCAUGGAGCUUAUCUGUGCCCCCUCUGCAAGGCCUCGUACUCCACCAGACCCCAACUUCAAAUGGACAAAACUCUGCACACCCUAAGCGAGGAUAUAGAGGAUGCAACCCGGCCUUUCAAAUCUGGAGAGGUUCUCUGCGAUUUCUGCCAAGCAAAGCGCAGGGCAGUCAAAUCCUGCCUUGUGUGCAUGGCGUCAUUUUGUGCCAGUCAUCUGGAGCCUCAUUACAAGGAUGAAGAUCUUGGGCACCAUCAUCUGAUCAGUGUGGUGAAGAACAUGGAAGACUCUGUUUGUGGAGUGCAUGGGAAGCAGUUAAGCCGAUUCUGCAGGAGUGAUCAGACAUGUAUUUGUGCCAUGUGUGCCCAGACAGAGCACAGGGGUCAUCACAUCAUUUCUAUCCACAGGGAGGCGACAAAGAAGAAGGUUAAACUUAGACUGAGAAGGAUCCAACUCCAGCAAGCAAUUCAAGAGAGAGUAAACAAAGUUGAGAAAACCAAGCAGUCUUCAGACAUUAGUGAGGAAAAUCCCAAAGAAGCAAGGGCAAAAAAUAAAGAGCUCAUCAUACAGCUGGAGGAGGAAAUCUCAGAACUUCAGCUGAGGUACACGGAACUGGAGCAGCUCUCGCAAACUGAAGACAACCUCCGCUUUCUCCAGAGAUUUCUGCACAGAUCCUCAACAUAAUCAUGGACAAAGGUUGUUAACAUUUCACCAUCAAGAGAACCAGAACCAGACAAACUGGAGCCAAAGCUUGAAUCCCACAACCCUGACUGAUCUGUUGAGGCACAAAGACAUUACAGUCCAAUCUGAAAAAGCAAAAGCGUCAGGAAAAGUAGGAGGUCUUAAUGAGGACUAUGGCAUCCAAUACUGAGACUUUACUCUUAGAGAAUUGGAACCAUAAAUGACACAAAGUCUAUUUGUGGGAUAGACACCAUCUGCUGCCAAAACCCAGGAUGGAACCAGGGACCUUUAGAUCUUCAGUCUACCUCACUCUCAUCUGAGCUAUUUUUGCACAAUGGUUUUGGAGUCCUAUUUGAAAAAAGGAGUUUGAAAGGGAGUCUAGAAAAAAUUAGAGGCCUUAUUGAAGAAAAUUCAAUAAGACCACUCCAAGACAGAGUGGUGCAGGACUGAGAGGCGAAAGCGAGUUACCACAGUAGCACUUCCGGUUCCCUCGUCUGAAAGUUUAUGGGAUUUUUGAGUGAGUUUUUGGUUAAAUGCCAGACUUAUUUGCAGUAAUGAUCUAAAAACCCACUGAGAAUCCCAUAGGCUUCCAGGUUUUGCCUACAAAAACCGCUCUAUUAUCAGGCUUGCCAUCGACUAGCUGGCAGGUACGUUAGCACCCAAAGGAUGUGAAAAGGGAGGGGCUUCCUUCUACCACAUCUGGCAUUUCAGUCAGUUCUUAACAAACAUGGCUGAGCUCAACUACAAUGAGAGGAUUUCUGAUUUGUAUCUGCUGUGGAAAGUAGCGGCAGUAUUAGAAAGUGACAGACACUGGGUUCGGGUUAUCUGGCGUGGUCUUAAAGUGGUUCUAUUCUUAUUUAUCAAACAGAAACAGUUCUAUGUCUCUGCAAACAAUCAUACCUCAUCAUGCUUCCAUUAUCAUGUAUGGUGUACCCAAGAGGUCAGUUUUGGGACCAUUUUUAUCUUCUUUGUAUUUUCUUUAACUGAGGUACAUUAUUGAAAACAUGGCGUUCCUUUUCAUAUUUAUGCAGAUGACACUCAGCUAUACAUAUGAGUUAAUCCAUCAGACCAGAGCAUCCUGAAAAUUUGCUGUGACGAUGUGAAGAGCUGGAUGUCAUGUCAACUUUUUACAAUUAAAUGAUGACAAAACUGACACUGGAUCCCAGCUCAUCACAGAGGAAGUGCUGCCAUCUGCUGGUUCCUUUUUUAAUAAAAUAAGGCAUGUUGCAAAAAAUCUAGUAGUGUGGUUUGAUAGCAUUUUAACUUUUGAAAAACUUUUACUAAAUAUGUGCAAUUCUGUUUUUAUCAUCUGAGAAAUGUCUCAAAAUAUCAGCUUGAAUUCUUAAAGACACAGACACUUUUACAUGCUUUUAUAUCCCCACACCUAGAUUACUGCAGCAGCCUUUUUACUAGCCUGAGCCAAAAAGAUAUUUACCGCCUGCAGAUGGUUCAAAAAUUAGCAGCCAGGCUUUUAACUAAAACUAGAAGAUCUGAGCACACUACUCCGAUUUUAUCCUCUCUACACUGGCCCCCAGUGUGUUUCAGAAUCAAUUUUAACAUUUUACUUAUAAAGCUCCUAAUGGCCUAGCCGUUCCAGGGGCCCAGCUGAAAACGGGUCAGUGCCACGAGGCUCUGGAACACCCUGCCUGAGGAAAUCCAUUUGGCCCAAUCAGUGACUUCUUUUAGAUCUCUUCUGCUUUUAUCAAAGAGUCUUUCCUGAUUUGACUUGAGUUUUACCUAAUUUUAUAUGAGCACAACAACGUUUUGAUCUUUUUAUCUGUGCCCACUUUGCUGCCUGAUUUUAUUGGUGUUUUAUCUGCGUUGUUAUCUCUGUUGAUUGUGAAGCACUUUGCAACUCUGUUUUGAAAAGGGAUCUAUAAAUAAAGAUGAUGAUGAUUAUUAUUAAAUGCU